Paramecium octaurelia is the source of this 312-nucleotide messenger RNA. The record is from the annotation of a GenBank genome assembly. NCBI's taxonomy places the organism in Eukaryota, Ciliophora, Oligohymenophorea, Peniculida, Parameciidae.
AAUAUGUAGUCUGAAUCUGAUAUGUCUGAAUAUGAUGAAAAGAAGUUUGUAUUACCAAAAUCGACCAAAGAUCUUAAAGCUUGUUAGUAAUGUGGAAUGGUAUUGACGGUUGAGUAAUGGAAUAGGGAAGCGGAGUGCCCAAAUUCUUGCAAUGCUUCAUAGACUAAGUUAUUUUCAGGGUAAAAUUUAGUUAUAAAUUAAUGUAGUAUGAUAUGUGUUCUGAAGCCAUCACAAAGUUGGGUAAUGAGGAAAUUGGGGAAUCCUAAGAGUAUUCACCCAGGAUUAUAUGCAAUAGAUGUUUAGGCAGAUUGA